Molecule: messenger RNA, 1749 nt
Organism: Phragmites australis (common reed)
Lineage: Eukaryota; Viridiplantae; Streptophyta; Magnoliopsida; Poales; Poaceae
Product: nematode resistance protein-like HSPRO1
Exons: 1
Coding region: 112-1494 (460 amino acids)
Biological process (GO): defense response
Molecular function (GO): metal ion binding; heme binding
Source: RefSeq, a predicted model, not a curated record
GUCUGAUUCUCGAGGCCAAACUCAAAACCAGAAGCUGAUGAGAACUUCAGUCCGGUAGAAGAAUUUUCAAAGGCAAACGUUCACCUCUGGGAGAGUUCAGCUGGAGCUGAAAUGGCGACGCCCAAGCUGUCCCCUUUCUCGCCGGUUCGGCCGGACGACAAGCCGUGCGCGCCCUCACCGUCGUCGGUUGUUCUGUGGGUGCAGGACGCUUCGGCGGCGGAGGCGUACGAGCAGUACCUGCGCCUGCCGGAGCUGUCGAGGCUGUGGAAGGCCGGGUGCUUCCCGGAAUGGGCGGGCGAGGGCCUGGUCAAGCCGGCACUGCAGGCGCUGGAGAUCACCUUCCGCUUCGCGUCCGUCGCGCUCUCGGACCCGCGCGGGUACGCGAGCCGCCGCGAGCUCGCGCGCCGGCUGGAGGCGCUCGCGGCGCGGGAGGUGGAGCUUGUGGCCGCGCUCUGCGAGGGCGACCGGUGCGCGCCACUCGCUGAGCUGAGCGCCUCCGGGGGCGUGCUCCCGCGGGAGCGCAGCGCGUCGGAGGUGUGGCAACUGCCCGGGUGCGCCGCCGCGGUGGUGUGCCACGUCAGCGAGGCCAGCCUGCUCCCGCGCCUCGCCGCGUGGGACAAAUCCGAGACGCUCGCGGCCAAGAUCAUGUACGCCAUCGAGAGCCAGAUGCAGGGGUGCGCGUUUACCCUCGGCCUCGGCGAGCCCAACCUCGCCGGCAAGCCGGUGCUCGAGUACGACCGUGUCGUGCGGCCGCACGAGCUGCACGCCCUCAAGCCGAAGGUCGCGCUGGAGCUCAAGUCCGGCUACCGCAACCGGGAGAACGAGGCGCUGUUCACCAUCCUCCAGAUACUCGAAUCAUGGCUGCGUGUCGCCAGCCAACUCCUCACCCGCCUGAACGAACGGAUCGAAGCAAAGAACUGGGAGGCGGCGGCGAGCGAAUGCUGGGUCCUGGAGCGCGUCUGGAAGCUGCUCGCCGACGUCGAGGACCUCCACCUGCUGAUGGACCCGGACGACUUCCUACGGCUCAAGAGCCAGCUCGCGAUACGGGCGGCGCCGGGCUCCGACGCGUCGUUCUGUUUCUUGUCCCGGGCGCUUCUGCACGUCGCCAACGCCACGAGGGACCUCAAGAAGCUGGUGCCCUGGGUUCUCGGCGUCGAGGUCGACCCCAACGGCGGCCCGCGGGUGCAGGAGGCGGCCAUGAGGCUGUACCACAGCCGGAGGCGCGGCGAGGGCGAGGAGGCCGGCAAGGUGGAGCUGCUCCAGGCCUUCCAGGCCGUGGAGGCGGCCGUGAGGAGGUUCUUCUUCGCGUACCGGCAGCUGCUGGCGUCGGUGAUGGGUACGGCGGAGGCGUCAGGCAACCGGGCGCUGUUUGUGCCGGCGGAUGGGAUGGACCCCCUCGCGCAGAUGUUUCUCGAACCGCCGUACUUCCCCAGCCUCGACGCCGCCAAGACGUUCUUGGCGGACUACUGGGUCCAGCAAUCCCGGCGAAGUUGAAAACGGCGAAAUGGCGCGGAUGGAUUGCGCAGGACUCGCAGUUUUGGAGGUCUGAAGAUAUGUUGCAUUGUAACUUCAGUGACAUAGGGUGAUUCAUUUCUGCAGCGGUCAUGUGCUGCUGCUACUACUACAAGCAGUAGAUAUUCUUGUGUGGAUCGGGAUGUGUUCUGUUCUACUGGGAGUUUGGCUCGAUUAGAUGUACUAGGCAAGUAUUUCAAUUGGAAACCAUGUAUAUACUGCAACUGUAAAAUUGCA